This is a messenger RNA of Suillus fuscotomentosus, 1022 nucleotides long. RefSeq lists its product as uncharacterized. Lineage: Eukaryota; Fungi; Basidiomycota; Agaricomycetes; Boletales; Suillaceae. Bases 90 to 866 code for a protein of 258 amino acids. The transcript has 3 exons. The record is from RefSeq and is a predicted model, not a curated record.
CGCUUUGAAAUUGUUCUGGUAUUUAUACUAUCCCACUGGGUUUGCUUUCGAUAAUCUAUAUCUUCACCAUCCUGAUCUGCAUCUUUAACAUGUAUCUCAACGUAGACAAAGAGCUUCCUUUGUUGCCCAGAUACUUGAGCACACCCACUGGCGCAAGGUCAACGCCCUUGGCACCUUCGUCCACUGGUGACCGAGUUAAUAUGGAACCCCCGUACCCAACGCUCGUGCUCGAACGUUUCCCAUCAUCUGCAGAGCUUGCACUUAUUAGUUCCUGGCAUGAUGCCACCUCAGCUCGGCAAGUUCGCUUUCAGCGCAAGUCAACGCCUGAUGAUUGUCUGCGUUCUUUUCCACCGCCAAUGUCUGAAGCGGAGAAGGCUACACUAAGGACUUCAUGUGAAAAUGACAACACUACACCCCAGAAACAACGGGGAUUAUUCACCGGGGAACGGCCAGUAGAUGCGCAAAAGUUUGAAGAGAAAAGGCCGAAAACAUCAAUGCCUUUCUGCUCCCAGAAAUUCGCUCCAUACGAGGCCACUGCUUUUACCACGCCCACGCGGCCCGCUUAUGCUCCUGUUAAUCAGCUCGCUUUUACCUCCGCACCCACUCAUUCAAUCGAUGCUCCGGGUGAUGAGCUCGAUGAGGCGUCGCAGGCACCAGGAAUUGACAUGAAUGAUGGAGGUAUCUAUCUCACUUUCGAUCCCGACUUUAGAUCCUCCCGCGGUGAAGCCAUCCUUACUUUCUUGUCACCAAUUCCCGACGAGACAUACUCGCCCCCCGUUCCUCAGCACCGCUCCCUGAGCGAGGUCCAGUUUGGGCAGAGGUCAGCGAUGCCCCGGGUCACGUCUACCAAGGCCAGGAUGCAAUGAGCUUCAGUCUUUUUUCGGCGUUGAAAAUUGACCUGUUGUAGCCGGUCUACUUCAGCUUCACUGCCUCUCCUUCAUUCUAUAUUACUAUUCACUUUAUUCAACUCAUCACAUGGUCCUCUUGUGGCCAUUCUACGCUAGCUUCACGACAUGAAUCCC